Dermatophagoides pteronyssinus (European house dust mite) is the source of this 1403-nucleotide messenger RNA. RefSeq names its product bone morphogenetic protein 7-like. Gene Ontology annotation, molecular function: growth factor activity; cytokine activity. Gene Ontology annotation, cellular component: extracellular region. The record is from RefSeq and is a predicted model, not a curated record. NCBI's taxonomy places the organism in Eukaryota, Metazoa, Arthropoda, Arachnida, Sarcoptiformes, Pyroglyphidae.
UGUUCAGAAAUUAUAACAUCAUCAUCAUCAUGUUAUAAAUAUCGUUUUGCAAUUCAAAUUCAAAUCUCAUUCCUCACCAAUCAAUCUAGAAAUGACAAUGAAAGCCAAAUCGAUUCUUACUACGGUUUUGAUUUUGAUCAACAUCAUCAAUCUUUGUUCCUGGAUUAUUGCAGACAAUGUGACCAUUUCGGAGAAACCAAUGCAAAGACGUUAUUUCUAUACGGAUGAUUCUAUGCAACAAAGUAUAGAAUUGAAAAUCGACAAGCAAGAACAUCAACAACUACAACAAAGAAUGCUUCUUGCAUUCGGUUUAAAACACAAGCCUAGACCGAAAAACUAUGAAAGCGAAGAAUCAGCAUCAAAUUUCCUAAUAAAUCUUUACUAUUCUUACAAUAAUGGUCAUCCAUCUCCGGUUCAGGAUUCGAAUCUCAUUCCAAACGAAUAUCUGCUAAAUAUGGCCAAAUCAAAUAUGGUCAUCAGUUUUAAUAAUCAAAUUCGAAAACAACAAAACAAUUCAAAUUUAAGCUACAAACUUAAUCGACGAUUCUGGUUCAACAUUAGUGAUAUUCAAAGCGAUUCGAAAAUCAUCGCCGCUGAAUUGAGAAUCUAUCGAAACGAAACUCAACAACUCAAAUCGAAUGCGCAGUCGUUUCAAAUGACACUUUUACAAUUUGUCUCUAAUCACGGUGAAAUAGUGAACAAAUCUAUUGUUUCAAUUCAAAUUAAUCAUCAACAAAAAGGAUGGUUACGAUUUAAUGUUACCACGGCAUUAAUAGAUUGGCUACAAUUUCCGGAUCAAAAUCUUGGUCUCUAUCUACAGAUUCGGGCACUGUCCAACAACAACACAGUAAUAACAGACCAAGAUCUUAAUCUUCAAAGCAUUGGGAUAGUGAAUCGUCGUGGCUCAAAAAAAUACAAACCAUUCAUGACGGCAUUUAUCAAAUUGAAUGCCAAAAAUAUGCUGCUUACACCAUCAAAACGAAUAUUAAGGAAAAAAUUGCGUAUUCGACGAAAUGAUGCUGAUUUGUUCAAUUCAAAUUCUACCGAAUCGAAAUAUCCUUUUCUGAAGAAAGGAAAGGCUUCAUAUAAGUGUCAACGCCAUACACUAUACGUUUCUUUUCGUGAUAUAAAAUGGGACGAAUGGGUAAUCGCACCGGAUGGCUUUUCCGCAAACUAUUGUCACGGAAUCUGUUCAUUUCCAACCGAUGAUUCUAUGAAUGCCACUAAUCAUGCCAUUAUUCAACAGCUACAUCGAAUGAUGCAUCAUAAAGUACCGAGACCAGUUUGUGCAACCAUAUCAUUGUCACCGAUAUCGAUACUUCAUCUGAACAACGAAUCGAAUAUUAUUCUUCGAAAAUUCGAUAACAUGGUGGCCAAAUCCUGUGGUUGUGUGUGAAAUGGCU